AUGGACGCCAGAUCGGUCACGGGGCCUCCGCCGCCGCCCCUCUCCGCCGGCGCCUUGGCUGAUCGCCGCGAUCCUUCGGCGUUCCCGGACGGCUGCUUCCGCCUGCCCAAGACCUCGUCGACGAGCCUGACCAAAUCCUUCACGGCGGUGCACGACUUCAGGGUGACCGACUACUCGCUGCUGGAGGGCAUGGGGUUCGGCAGGUACGUCAGCUCCAGCACCUUCUCCGUCGGCGGCAGCGACUGGGCCGUCCGAUUCUAUCCGGACGGCGCCACGGCGGGCUUGCUCGGCGACGUCUCGGCCUUCCUGUACUACUACAGCCGGGACCGGGACGCGCCCGGCGUCAGGGCGCGGUUCACCCUCAAUCUGCUCGAGAGGGACGGGAAGAUGCCCCCGGCCAGCAACCCCUACAUGAAGCACACCUUCUCUCUGGCCAGCGACAACUGGGGCUUCACCAAGUUCAUGGAGAAGUCCAGGCUGCAGCAGGGCUCGCCGUACCUCGACAGGGACUGCCUCACGAUCAGGUGCGUGCUGACGGUGGUGAUCGACUCCCGCACCGUGGACAACGAGAUGAACUCUGUCGUCGUCCCGCCGUCCAACCUGUACCAGGACUUUGGGGAGAUGCUGAGCGAUGGCGAAGGUGCAGACGUCACAUUCACUGUGGACGGCCAGUUGUUUCAUGCCCACAGAUGUGUCCUGGCUUUCCGCUCUCCGGUGUUUAGAGCGGCGCUCUUUGGUCCAAUGAAGGAGAAAGCUGAAAAUCUCAUCAAAAUCGAUGACAUGGAGCCAGCAAUCUUCGAGGCUCUGCUUCACUUCAUCUACACAGAUCGUCUGCCUGAUAGCUGCAGUGAUGGCCGGAAUGUGGCGAUGCAGCACUUGCUCGUUGCCGCGGACCGGUAUGGAGCGGAGAGGCUAAGGUUGUUGUGUGAAAGUAAGCUCAGCGAAGCCAUUGAUGUGGAAACAGUGGCGACGACGCUAGCUUUAGCAGAGCAGCACAACUGCUCGCAGCUGCGACGAGCCUGCAUUGAGUUCAUGGCCUCGCCAAACAUGCUUGGCCCAAUCAUGGAAACCGAUGGAUUCAAUCAUCUCAUUGCAAGCUGUCCAUUGGUUAUGAAGGAGAUUCUAGACAAGGUCUCCUGCAUUUGGAGUGGUAAGCAGUGCCGGUGA
Molecule: messenger RNA, 1167 nt
Organism: Miscanthus lutarioriparius
Lineage: Eukaryota; Viridiplantae; Streptophyta; Magnoliopsida; Poales; Poaceae
Source: the annotation of a GenBank genome assembly